Helicoverpa zea (corn earworm) is the source of this 491-nucleotide messenger RNA. RefSeq lists its product as uncharacterized. Bases 113 to 457 code for a protein of 114 amino acids. Lineage: Eukaryota; Metazoa; Arthropoda; Insecta; Lepidoptera; Noctuidae. Gene Ontology annotation, molecular function: transmembrane transporter activity. The transcript is spliced from 3 exons. Gene Ontology annotation, biological process: transmembrane transport. The record is from RefSeq and is a predicted model, not a curated record. Gene Ontology annotation, cellular component: membrane.
UCCGUGUGAAGAAAAUUAUGGCUGUUUAUUUUAAUAACUUGAUUAUUCUCGAGGAUUCUAUCCUGAAUAAAUUAUUUUUUAGUUAAAUAAUCUACUUACGUCUAAGAGAACAAUGGAAGACCCAACUUUUAGUGAUAAAAUCGAAGAGUACUUCUCGGAGCUCGGGCGAUGGCGGGUGUGGCGAAGUAUUCUCCUGGGUCAAGUACUAUCUUUGCUAUUGAGUGGUAAAUGUAUAUUGACGACACUGUUGCAAAGUGCUACAUGGCAGUUUCCAACAACUGGGCAACUUGUGGUGCCGUACUUAACACUCUUUAUACUUUUCACACCAUCCCUGCUCUGUAACGGGCUGAAAACAUUGUCCAAGAGAUGGUGGGUAGUAAUAAUAUCAUGUACCCUUGAUGUAACGGCAAGCUGGUUGCUGGUGAUGUCCCAGCGGUUCACCUCAGUGCUGAGCUGACAGCUGCUUGCAUGCAGCGGUGUGGGAGCCGCUC